Chenopodium quinoa (quinoa) is the source of this 1095-nucleotide messenger RNA. RefSeq lists its product as uncharacterized. The transcript is spliced from 3 exons. Bases 106 to 993 code for a protein of 295 amino acids. NCBI's taxonomy places the organism in Eukaryota, Viridiplantae, Streptophyta, Magnoliopsida, Caryophyllales, Amaranthaceae. The record is from RefSeq and is a predicted model, not a curated record.
GGGAAGGCACAAUUUUUUAGGUGGAAGGAAAUUCAAACGGAUGUCGAACAAAAAAUUGGUCGUGAAUUAAGUAAUUCAAAUACUUGCAAGAACAAAUAUGACACAAUGAGAAAAGAUUGGCGUCUUUGGAAAAACUUAAAACAAUCAGAGACGGGUAUAGGAUGGGAUCCAAAGUCGGGAAAAAUUGACGCUACAAAUGAAUGGUGGCAAAGAAAAAUCAAGGAAAAUUCAGAUUUCCAAAGGUUUCGACUAAGGGGUGUAAACUUGGAGCUUGAACAAAAGUGGGAACAAUUGUUUGGAGAUUCUUAUGCAACAGGAGAGAAUGUUUAUGUGCCCUCAAUAGACCCCAUUGAAGAUCUUACUAUACAAAAUGAAAAUUUAGAGGAAGAGAAUAUUGAUAAUGAUGGUGGUGAUAACUAUUUUCCAAGUGACCAAUAUGCUCAAGAUUUACUUAAUGAUGAGGGGAAUUUUUUUCAACAUUUUAUAGAGCAAGCACGUAAUGAUGCUAACUUAGGUAGUUCGGGAAGUAGGUCAUCACAAGUGACUAGUGAAGCUGUAAACAAUGACACUCGUCCUUCUAAUAAGAUUCAAAAGCAUCUUCCAUUAAAGUCUAAUAGUGGUCAAGUGAAACGUACAAGAAGACAAUCAGCGGGAUCUGCAAUGAUAUCUAAGGGAAUUAUUGAAAUGACAGAAUGUGUUAAACGAAUUAGUCAAAGCAGUACAUCAAAUGUGUCCACGAUUUCCACAGCAAUGAAUACCAUAUGUCGUAUGGUGGAAAAUGAGUAUUUGGAGAAACAUAGUGAGUUUUGGUGCUUUGCUACUACUGUCAUUGGAGAUGCAACUAAAAGAGAGAUUUUUUUGAGUAUGGAGGAUGAUGAUAGCAGAGCUAAGUGGUUAGCAUAUCUAUAUAUUAAGGGUUUGUUAUUAAUAUGGAUAUUGAUGAGGAAAGAAUGCGCAAACUUUGGAUUGCAAUUGCAUUUACAAUAUAUUUGAUGUCUACAUAUUUUUAUAAAUACAUAUAUAAAGAACCAUGCAUGACUUCAAUUCUAACAGGAGAGAUGUGGGUAAAAGAAAUGUUGAUUGGCAAUCCUAUUC